UUCAGGUCUACGUCCACUGUAGAGUUUCAGUUUCGAAAUAAGUAUUGGAACCUGCAAACUUCAUAAGCUCAGGCGUACCUGCAUCUUCGCGGUCAUAAGGCCUCGCGACAAACAGACAGAUGUUGCGAGGUUCUCAUGCGAAAAGCCCGAGCUGUCUUGCCUCGCUACCUUCUCCUUCCUCGCCCUGCCAACUCCCAAUAUCCCAAGCUUCAUACUCGAGUAGUGAAGGUGCUUCUCCUCAUAGUUAUCAUCUCCACGUUAAUUCUUCUUCUUGUUCGUUUUCUUCCAGUCUGGAACUUUUGUUGCAACGCUGCAGAACCAUCGUCCAACUGAACCCAGUUCUUUCUCGUAUCAUCAUCGCCGGGCUUCUUCAUCGAAAGCUUUUCGUCUGCAGGAUCGUUAGACACCUUGCCCUUUCACAGUCACAGCACGAGUUCCUAGUUUAUGCCCGUCUGAUCGUAGAGCAUGUCAUCCACGAGCAGCCGAACUCUUUCCUCUUCAACACUGUCAUUCGAGCCUAUUCCCGGAAUCACUCGCCGGAGGAAGCCAUUAGAUUGUACGUACAGAUGCUCCGGAUACCCGUUGCCCCGGACAAUUUCACCUAUCCCUUCGUUAUCGGGGCUGCCAACGUCAGGGCGUUGAUGGCAGAGGGCCUGCAGGUCCAGGGCCACAUCAUUAAGAACGGGUUCGACUCGGAUGUCUUCGUCCUCAAUACGCUCAUCAGCAUGUAUUCUGAUCAUGGGGAGGUGGACUCUGCUCGCCAGUUGUUCGAGCAGAACCGUCAGGUAGUUGAUACUGUCUCUUGGAAUGCUCUGAUCGAUGGCUACGCAAAGUCUGGUUCAGUGGAAGUUGCGCGCCAAUUGUUUGACGAAAUGCCUGAGCGGGACGAUGUUUCCUGGAGCACCAUGAUAUCUGGGUACGCAAGGCAUGGUGAGUUGGCCAUUGCUAAGGCGUUGUUUGAUCGAAUGCCUUAUAGGAACUCUGUCAUUUGGAAUUCCAUGAUAUCUGGAUUCGCGAGGAUAGGGAUCCUGCCUAUUGCGCGUAAAAUGUUUGAUGAGCUGCCAUGUAAGAAUACCAUCACUUGGAAUGCCAUGAUCACGGCUUAUGCCCAAAGUGGAGAUGUUGAUUCUGCACGUGAUUUGUUUGAUAAAAUGCCGGAUAAGGACGUUGUUUCCUGGAGUUCCAUGAUCGCUGGUUACAAGCAAUAUGGCCGGUUCAGAGACGCAGUUUCUCUAUUCAAAUCGAUGCUUCUCGAGAAGGACGUGAAGCCUAAUGAGGUUACUAUGGUGAGUGUGCUAUCUGCUUGUGCUCAUUUGACCGAGAUAGACCUUGGUAAAUGGAUUCAUGCUUACAUUAACCGAUGUAAUGUAAAGCUUGACGACUACUUGGGUGCAGCACUUAUUGAUAUGUACGCAAAAUGUGGAAAUAUCGAGGCUGCAGAACAGGUCUUCUGUAAUUUGAAACGAAGAGAUAUAUCAGCCUGGAAUGCGUUGAUUGUUGGCUUCGCGAUGCAUGGCAAUGCCGACGACUCACUGAAAGCGUUUUCCAGAAUGCAGGAUUCCAACAUAAAUCCCAAUAGUGUCACCUUUUUGGGGGUCUUGACGGCAUGCAGCCAUGCAGGCCUUGUGGAUGAGGGACGCCGAUACUUCAAUAACAUGUUGAAAGAUCACAAUAUAUUGCCUAAUCCUAAGCACUAUGGUUGUAUGGUUGAUAUGCUGGGUCGAGCAGGUCUAUUAGAAGAAGCGGAAGAACUAGUGAAAAUCAUGCCAAUGAAGCCUGAAAUAACGAUAUUGGGUGCACUUCUUGGUGCUUGCAGGAUCCACGGCAACACAGAAGUUGCUGAUAGAAUCAGGGUUGGUCUGCUGGGGUUGGAGACUGGUCAAGCAGGUUGUCAUGUUCUACUCUCUAACGUUUAUGCUGCUGCUGGUAAAUGGAAUGAAGCGUUAGAAAUUAGGAAACUUAUCAAGGAGAAGGGUAUAAGAAAACAACCUGGUUCCAGUCUGGUUGAUCUAAACGUUGGAGAUUCAUGAAGCCUGCAACUCUGAGAAUUUGCCCAUGGUGAGACAAAAGGGUUAGAUUUAUAGGACUUGCCUACGUACAUCAUGAUCGACAUUAUAAUAGGUAGCAGAGUCUUGAUUUUUUCACCAGGGCAAGAAUUUAGUUGUUGCAAUUGCACAUUUGCUCGUGAGUUGGAAUUAUGUCUCAGGAUGGUCAAAGAUCUGUGAACAUGUGGUUACUAGCCUUGAUUUGUGAAGCUUGUCUCUGUCCACUCUGUAAGAAGUGGUAUAAGAAAACAACCUGGUUCCAGUCUGGUUGAGCUAAACGUUUGAGAUUCAUGAAGCCUGCAACUCUGAGAAUUUGUCCAUGGUGAGACAAAAGGGUUAAAUUUGUAGGACUUGCCUACGUAAAUCAUGAUCGACAUUAUAUAGGUAGCAGAGUCUUGAUUUUUUUCACCAGGUCAGGAAUCUGGUUGUUACAAUUGCACGCUCGGUCUUGUGCUGGAAUUAUGCCUCAGGAUGGUCAAUGAUCUGCGGAGAUGUGGUUACUAUCCUUGAUUUGUUAAGCUCGUCUCUGUCGACUCUGUAAGGAAGACACAUGACAGAGAUUGCUUCUUUCCCAGUGUGCCAAAACCGGUGUGCCCUCUUGCCAAGAUUACUGCAAACGAGUUAGCAAGCCUGAAAGGAAGGUUUCUGCUAUAAGUGCCCUAUGGUGUAUCUAAUCUAAGCAUAUGGGAGGACUUAGUUUGCCAAGAGUCACCAAUCCAAAUGCGCAUGCUUACUGUAUUGUCUGCUGUUGAGACCAUGUUUCUCUCAAAACCUUAUUAGUCAGACCACGUGGAGGACAGGCAUGUAUCCGCAUGAUUACGAGCAGGCAGGCGUUCAUGUUCUAUUAUGUCUGGUGGCUAAGAUAUGUGUUUCAGAAGAAAGCUGUAAAGAAUCUCCCUGGAAGAAAAUGCCUUAGGAAACUUCUGAGUUGUAGUUUGCUUUGAAUAGAUGUUGCAUUUUUAGUGGCUACAGGUUCAACUACUUAAACUAGGAAAACUUUUCAACGUCAAUUAUGUGUUCGAGUGGUUCAUAUUUCUGGGGUUCAUGCUAAAUGCCGUUGGUUAUUUGUUUGAUGUUGACAAAGAAGAUUGUGAUAUUUAAAUCUGUCAUCUGCGAACGACAAAAAUCAGUGGCAAUUUGAUUUAGGAAUUGUAAGUCCUAGUUAUUUCCUGUCCAGCGAUUGUUAUGUUCA
Messenger RNA from Nymphaea colorata (pocket water lily), 3237 nucleotides. Its product is annotated as pentatricopeptide repeat-containing protein At1g08070, chloroplastic-like. Lineage: Eukaryota; Viridiplantae; Streptophyta; Magnoliopsida; Nymphaeales; Nymphaeaceae. Gene Ontology annotation, biological process: RNA modification. The record is from RefSeq and is a predicted model, not a curated record. The transcript has a single exon. Gene Ontology annotation, molecular function: protein binding; RNA binding. The coding region runs from base 120 to 2030 and encodes 636 amino acids.